CCUUUUCCAUCCUCCCGUCCUGAGAGGCGGUUAGAAACGGCCGCCCGACGCGCACGCCAAUCCACCGCCAUCCGGCAAAAUGGUGAACUUCACAGUAGACCAGAUCCGUGCGAUCAUGGACAAAAAGUCCAACAUCCGUAACAUGUCUGUGAUUGCUCAUGUUGAUCAUGGCAAAUCCACCUUGACUGACUCUUUGGUGUGUAAGGCCGGGAUCAUUGCCUCUUCCCGUGCAGGUGAAACCAGGUUCACAGAUACGCGUAAGGAUGAACAAGAAAGAUGCAUCACCAUCAAAUCCACUGCCAUCUCCUUGUACUACGAGCUCCAAGAGCGGGAUUUGGCCUUCAUUAAGCAGUGCAAGGAUGGCAGUGGCUUUCUCAUCAACUUGAUUGACUCACCUGGACACGUUGACUUCUCCUCCGAAGUGACAGCUGCUCUGCGUGUGACUGAUGGUGCUCUAGUGGUGGUUGACUGUGUCUCUGGGGUGUGCGUGCAGACAGAGACUGUGCUGCGUCAGGCUAUCGCUGAGCGGAUCCGUCCCGUGCUGAUGAUGAACAAAAUGGAUCGUGCGCUGCUCGAGCUGCAGCUCGAUCCCGAGGAGCUGUACCAGACCUUCCAGCGCAUUGUGGAGAACGUCAAUGUCAUCAUCUCGACCUACGGUGAAGAUGAGCAUGGCCCCAUGGGUAACAUCAUGGUUGACCCAGUGUGUGGCACAGUUGGGUUCGGCUCUGGUCUCCACGGUUGGGCUUUCACCCUGAAACAAUUUGCAGAGAUGUACGUUGCCAAAUUUUCCGCCAAGGGCGAUUCUGCUGUCCUUCCUCCAAAUGAGCAUGUCAAGAAAGUAGAGGACAUGAUGAAGAAGCUGUGGGGUGACAGGUAUUUUGAUACUGCUGGUGGUAAAUUCAGCAAGUCUAUGACCAACGCUGAAGGCAAGAAACUGCCAAGGACCUUCGUACAACUUGUCCUGGAUCCCAUCUUUAAGGUCUUCGAUGCCAUCAUGAAUUUUAAGAAAGAAGAGACUGCAAAGUUGAUUGAGAAACUGGACAUUAAACUGGACACCGACGAUAAGUCAAAGGAGGGCAAGCCUCUGCUGAAGGCAGUGAUGCGUCGUUGGCUGCCUGCGGGUGACGCUUUGCUGCAGAUGAUCACCAUUCAUCUACCAUCUCCAGUCACCGCACAGAAAUAUCGUUGUGAGCUUCUGUAUGAGGGACCCCUCGAUGACGAAGCUGCCCUAGGUAUCAAGAACUGUGAUUCCAAGGCGCCACUGAUGAUGUACAUCUCCAAGAUGGUGCCCACCACCGAUAAGGGCAGAUUCUAUGCCUUUGGACGUGUCUUCUCCGGUGUUGUCUCCACUGGCCUCAAGGUCCGAAUCAUGGGACCCAACUACACCCCAGGCAAAAAGGAGGAUCUUUACCUAAAGCCUAUCCAGAGAACUAUUCUGAUGAUGGGGCGUUAUGUGGAGCCUAUUGAUGACGUCCCUUGUGGAAACAUCGUGGGUCUUGUUGGCGUUGACCAGUAUCUGGUGAAGACCGGUACCAUUAGCACUUACGACCAAGCUCACAACUUGAGAGUGAUGAAGUUCAGUGUUAGUCCUGUCGUGCGAGUUGCUGUUGAAGCUAAGAAUCCAUCUGAUCUGCCCAAGUUGGUCGAAGGUCUGAAGCGUCUCGCCAAGUCUGAUCCAAUGGUGCAGUGCAUCAUCGAGGAGUCUGGUGAACACAUCAUUGCUGGUGCCGGUGAACUUCAUUUGGAAAUCUGCCUGAAAGAUCUUGAGGAAGACCACGCUUGCAUCCUUAAGAAAUCCGACCCUGUUGUGUCUUAUCGUGAGACCGUUAGCGAAGAGUCCGACCAGACCUGCUUGUCCAAGUCUCCGAACAAACACAACAGACUGUACAUGAGGGCUCGUCCACUAACCGAGGGUCUGGCUGAAGACAUCGACAAGGGCGAUGUUGCUUCCCGGCAAGAGCUCAAACAGCGAGCCAGGUAUCUGGUUGAGAAAUACGAAUGGGAGGUCGCCGAAGCUCGUAAGAUCUGGUGCUUUGGACCCGACGGCACAGGCCCGAACCUCCUAGUUGAUGUCACCAAGGGAGUUCAGUAUCUGAAUGAAAUCAAGGACAGCGUUGUCGCUGGAUUCCAGUGGGCAACCAAAGAGGGUGCUCUGUGCGAUGAGAACUUGCGUGGAGUGCGGUUUGAUAUUCAUGACGUGACUUUGCACACUGAUGCUAUUCACCGCGGUGGUGGCCAAAUUAUCCCCACUGCCAGGAGGUGUCUGUACGCCUGCAUGCUGACUGCCCAGCCUCGCCUCAUGGAGCCCAUCUAUCUGGUUGAGAUCCAGUGCCCAGAGCAGGUGGUUGGUGGUAUCUAUGGUGUACUGAACAGGAAGCGUGGUCAUGUGUUCGAGGAGUCUCAUGUUGCUGGCACACCCAUGUUUGUUGUCAAGGCUUACUUGCCUGUAAAUGAGUCCUUUGGUUUCACGGCCGACCUGCGAUCUAAUACCGGUGGCCAGGCUUUCCCUCAAUGCGUCUUUGACCACUGGCAGAUCCUGCCUGGUGACCCCUUCGAUCCCAGCUCCCGCCCAUGUCUGGUUGUGGCCGAGACCCGCAAGCGCAAGGGUCUGAAGGAAGGUAUCCCGGCUCUGGACAACUUCCUGGACAAAUUGUAAAGAGUUCCAUCCGUACUACAUCAUUGGAAACAUCUGGCCAACUCAGUGUUGACUUCUCUGAACUAUUUAGCAAAUUUAACAUCGCCAGAUUGGACAUGGUGAUGUAUUGUAGCCCUGCGGUGAGAUUCACUGUAAAAAGAAAUGGACAUAGUGGUGUAAAUUAAAAACUGAAGGUUUACCUC
Molecule: messenger RNA, 2838 nt
Organism: Callorhinchus milii (elephant shark)
Lineage: Eukaryota; Metazoa; Chordata; Chondrichthyes; Chimaeriformes; Callorhinchidae
Gene: eef2
Product: eukaryotic translation elongation factor 2
Biological process (GO): translational elongation
Cellular component (GO): ribonucleoprotein complex; cytosol
Molecular function (GO): GTP binding; ribosome binding; GTPase activity
Source: RefSeq, marked provisional